This is a messenger RNA of Salvia miltiorrhiza (redroot sage), 2051 nucleotides long. RefSeq names its product 3beta,22alpha-dihydroxysteroid 3-dehydrogenase. Gene Ontology annotation, molecular function: monooxygenase activity; iron ion binding; oxidoreductase activity, acting on paired donors, with incorporation or reduction of molecular oxygen. NCBI's taxonomy places the organism in Eukaryota, Viridiplantae, Streptophyta, Magnoliopsida, Lamiales, Lamiaceae. Gene Ontology annotation, biological process: brassinosteroid homeostasis; multicellular organism development; sterol metabolic process. The coding region runs from base 443 to 1882 and encodes 479 amino acids. The record is from RefSeq and is a predicted model, not a curated record. The transcript is spliced from 8 exons.
UAGGAUUUUACUAUAUUUACCGAAUAAUCAUAUUCGGAUUUACUGGUAUUGGGCCUAGAAAUCACGUUGAGUAAUUUCUUCGUAAACCAACAUAAAUUUUACUUGAUAUGAACAAGCAAGGGGUAAAAUUCACGAUUCAACAUAUGUUAGGCCGACAAAGAAAAAUAAAAUGAUAUUGGAUAUAAUGAUAAUUGGUUGGUUUUAGAAGCAUGAGAUUUUGGGCAUUGCUGGCUUAGAUUUGAAAUAAUAAAUAGUAUAAUAAAUUCGGACAUUUAUUUCGUUCGCAUCCCAACUUCCUUUUUCCCUUCUGUUCCUGCAGAGUUUUCCUUUCACAGAUAUAUAUACACACACACACAUAUAUAUAUAUAUAUAUAUAUAUAUAUAUAUAUCCACCCGUGUGCUCUCAUUACUGCACACCCCCCACCCCCGUGCAGCGCUAGCCAUGUUCGUUUUCACUCUCAUCCUCUCCCUCCUCUCCCUAACCAUCUUCGUCCUCCUCCGCAGCCGCGCGCGGCGGCGGGGGCGGCUGCCGCCGGGGAAUCUGGGGCUCCCCUUCAUCGGGGAGACGCUCCAGCUGAUCUCCGCCUACAAGACGGAGAAUCCGGAGCCGUUCAUCGACGACCGGGUGGCGCGAUACGGGUCGGUGUUCACGACCCACCUGUUCGGCGAGCCGACCGUGUUCUCGGCCGACCCGGAGGCGAACCGGCUGAUCCUGCAGAACGAGGGCCGGCUCUUCGAGUCGAGCUACCCCGGUUCGAUAUCGAAUCUGCUGGGCCGGCACUCGCUGCUGCUGAUGAGGGGCAGCCUGCACAAGCGGAUGCACUCGCUCACCAUGAGCUUCGCCAACUCGGCCAUCAUCCGCGAUCACCUCCUCCUCGACAUAGACCGCCUCGUCCGGCUCAACAUGGACGCCUGGACCGCCCGGGUUCUCCUCAUGGAGGAGGCCAAGAAGAUAACUUUUCAGUUAACAGUGAAGCAGCUGAUGAGCUUUGAUCCGUGUGAAUGGACUGAGAAUCUCAUGAAAGAGUACAUGCUAGUUAUUGAAGGCUUUUUCACCAUCCCUCUCCCCAUUUUUUCCACCACAUAUCGAAGAGCUAUUCAAGCUCGGGGAAAGGUGGCGGAGGCGUUGAGUUUGGUGGUUCGGGAGAGGAGGAGAGAGACUGAAAGAGGAGAGACGUCGAAGAACGAUAUGCUGGCGGCGCUGCUGGAUGAGCAAGGCGGCGGCGGCGGCUUCUCCGAUGAGGAAAUAGUGGAUUUUAUGCUGGCUUUGCUGGUGGCUGGCUAUGAAACCACAUCCACCAUCAUGACUCUCGCCGUUAAAUUCCUCACCGAGACCCCUCUUGCCUUGGCUCAGCUCAAGGAUGAGCAUGAAGAAAUCAGGGUAAAAAGGGGAGAAAAUGAAGCUCUUCAAUGGGAAGAUUACAAGUCCAUGUCUUUCACUCAAUGUGUUGUAAAUGAAACUCUUCGAGUAGCUAACAUAAUCAGUGGGGUGUUUAGACGAGCAAUAACCGAUGUCACUAUCAAAGAAGGUUAUACAAUUCCCAAGGGAUGGAAGGUCUUUGCCUCAUUGCGAGGGGUACACAUGGAUCAUCAUCACUUCAAAGAUGCUCGAAUUUUCAAUCCGUGGAGGUGGCAGAAUAGUUCGGGAGCAACUAGCACGAUAAGCACGUUCAACCCCUUCGGAGGCGGGCCCAGACGUUGCCCGGGAGCCGAGCUAGCUAGGGUUGAGCUCUCGGUUUUUCUUCAUCGAUUAGUCACUCAAUUUAGUUGGGAGGCGGCGGAACAAGACAAGCUAGUUUUCUUCCCAACGACGAGAACUCAAAAGAGGUAUCCCAUAAGUAUUCGAAGGCUAAAACGAGGCGAGGCCGAGGGAGAGAGCUAGCUUUCUACCCAAUACUUCAAAUUUGUAGUAAGUCAAAUAAAAACUUAAUUGCUGCUAAUAGAUUCAUUGCCAUAAACUACAGAUGUAAAUUGUUCUAAAUUAAAUUUUCCUAGCAUCAAUAUAAUAUUAUUUAGCUUUGGGGGAGAGGUAAGAAGCCCUCCCUUCCCCA